AUGGAAAAUUUUAAUGCUUAUUACGAUCCCCUUUCAAAUACUCUUUUACCGCCUGAAUUUGCUGAAUUACCAUUGGAUAUGUAUCUAGAUGAUGAUGAUGAUGAAUUUCGAGCUGGUUACCCGUUUUCGGAUGUUACAGAAACAGAAAUCGACGAGAGCAGGAAAUCGUCCGAUUGCUCAUUAGCAGCUGAUGAUGAUACGCUUCAAUCCGAUAGUUUGAGCAACGCUCUACAAGAUACUUCUAUUGUAUCAACGAAAAAAGAUGGUCAGUUAGAAUCAUUAUCAUCUGAUCAACAGGGAGACAAAGCAUUUGUUGCGACAAAAUCCUGUCGUAUAAAUGCGUGUGAAGUGAGUCUCAAAAAUGGUACGACUGAACAGACCGGUUAUAAUAAAUUGGAACUUAACGAUGUUUUACGUGAUGUCAUAGAUCGGACUGAGAAAACUAAUAAGGAAAGUUGUACUUGCUCAUAUCGAUCCAAAACACAUCAUUAG
This is a messenger RNA of Adineta steineri, 492 nucleotides long. Lineage: Eukaryota; Metazoa; Rotifera; Eurotatoria; Adinetida; Adinetidae. The record is from the annotation of a GenBank genome assembly.